AAAGAAGCAUCCAAACUCAAUCCUCUCACCUCCACCUCACGUUACCCGGCGCCACCAUCACUACUAACCUUCUUACUCGUCUCCUGAAAUCAAAAUUCCAUUAUGCAACACCAUUUUCAUCACCACCAUCAUCCUUGGCCCAUAUCCCAUCUCUGUAGAUUCUCAUACUCAUACAUCCUUCUUUCCAGACAUGACUCUUCCUCAUGGUUUCUCUUCGGUUAGAAACCACUCUCUUCUACUUAAGACUUCUCACCUCUCCAUACCAAGAUCAGCUAUUGGUUGUUUCUCUCCCAAGGAAUCUCCUUCCUUCAAGAAGAACAGUACUGCCCGAUUCCUUUCUCCUCAGAAACACACUUCACUUCCCCUGAAACUCGUCUCCCCUUUAGCUACCUUCUCUUCUUAUGCUGAGGGAGAAGAGCAACACCAUGACGAUCAACAGAUACAGAAUCCUCACGAGGCUUCCACCACUCCUAAAGAAUCAGAUGGAAAACGUAGCGCAGAAGCUGUUACUGGAGACUUUUCUGGAAUGGCUAAUGCUUUCAACAUCUCGUCCAAAACAGCGAGGGCAAUCACAAUAGUCAUCGCCUUCUCUGCUCUCUCCUUACCCCUCUUCAUGAAAUCCCUGGGACAAGGACUCGCUCUCAAGACCAAGAUUCUCUCUUACGCCACACUACUCUUUGGUUUCUACAUGGCGUGGAACAUCGGAGCUAAUGACGUGGCCAAUGCCAUGGGGACUUCCGUUGGAUCCGGAGCACUAACAAUCCGGCAAGCUGUGAUCACGGCUGCAGUGCUUGAAUUCUCAGGUGCUCUUUUGAUGGGAACUCACGUGACUAGCACGAUGCAGAAAGGGAUUCUCAUGGCUAAUGUGUUCCAAGGGAAAGAUAUGUUGCUUUUCGCGGGUCUUCUCUCUUCCUUGGCUGCCGCUGGAACUUGGUUACAGGUGGCUUCUUACUAUGGAUGGCCAGUAUCCACAACUCACUGCAUCGUCGGGUCAAUGGUUGGGUUUGGAUUAGUCUACGGUGGAGCUGGUGCUGUAUUCUGGAGUUCUUUAGCUAAAGUGGCUUCAUCUUGGGUCAUCUCUCCUGUAAUGGGAGCUCUAGUCUCCUUCCUUGUCUACAAAUGCAUCAGGAGAUUUGUUUACAGUGCACCAAACCCAGGACAAGCCGCCGCAGCAGCAGCUCCCGUCGCCGUAUUCGUAGGCAUAGCAAGCAUCUCCUCAGCCGCAUUCCCCUUAAGCAAAACCUUCCCCAUAGCUCUAUCACAAGCCUUAGCCUGUGGAGCAGCAGGAGCCAUCAUUUUCGACCGAAUCAUCCGCAACAAGCUGGGCCCUCUCCUAGCUAAAACCAAAACAAAACCGCUAGACACAUCAUCCCAACCCCAGCCCAAAGAAAUAGGCUUCCUCUCAGACAUCGCAGGCCCAACGGGGACACAACUCAAAAUAGUCUACGGAGUCUUCGGCUACAUGCAAGUCCUCUCCGCAUGCUUCAUGUCCUUCGCUCACGGAGGCAACGACGUCUCCAACGCAAUAGGCCCACUAGCCGCAGCCUUAAGCAUCCUCCAACGAGGAGCAGGGUCAGGAGGUGGUGGUGGGGAGAUAGUGAUUCCACUCGACGUUCUCGCGUGGGGAGGGUUCGGGAUCGUCGCGGGGCUCACGAUGUGGGGGUACAGAGUGAUUGCGACGAUAGGGAAGAAGAUCACUGAGCUUACGCCGACGAGGGGGUUCGCUGCGGAGUUUGCUGCAGCGACUGUGGUUUUGUUUGCUUCGAAGUUAGGGCUUCCGAUAUCGGCGACGCAUACGUUGGUUGGAGCGGUGAUGGGUGUUGGGUUUGCGAGGGGGCUUAAUAGUGUGAGGGCGGAGACGGUUAAGGAGAUUGUGGCUUCGUGGCUUGUUACGAUUCCUGUGGGAGCUACGCUUGCUGUGGUGUAUACUUGGGUUUUUACCAAGAUUUUAGCUUUUGUGUUGUGA
Messenger RNA from Eruca vesicaria subsp. sativa (arugula), 1966 nucleotides. The record is from the annotation of a GenBank genome assembly. Lineage: Eukaryota; Viridiplantae; Streptophyta; Magnoliopsida; Brassicales; Brassicaceae.